This is a messenger RNA of Gregarina niphandrodes, 468 nucleotides long. Its product is annotated as putative Pol protein. The record is from RefSeq and is a predicted model, not a curated record. The transcript has a single exon. The annotation marks the transcript as partial. NCBI's taxonomy places the organism in Eukaryota, Apicomplexa, Conoidasida, Eugregarinorida, Gregarinidae.
CAUCAGCGAGCGUACGAAAGGUUGAAGGACGCAGUGGCGUCGACCAUCAAGUUGCAUCCCCCCAAGCCCGAAGGCGAGUACGUGAUAUACACGGAUGCCUCAGAAACGAGCGUGGGAACAGUGUUGAUGCAGCGACAGGGUGAAGUCGAGGUGCCGAUAGAGUUCGCCAGCAAGAAAUUCAGCGACACACGCGAGAGGGAGCUAUUCGCCGUUAAGUGGGCGAUAGACCAAUGGAGGGACUAUGUGAGUCUGUCGCACUUUACCGUGGUGACGGACCAUAACAACCUACGGUACCUGGUGAACGUGGACAAGGGGAAGGUGUUCCGUUGGGCCCUAUACCUCAAGUUCAUCUCGGGAGAACAGAACAACGUCGCGGACUGGCUGAGCCGCUAUUCGGCGAUGACGGGUGACUGCGACGAAUUUGUUGGACAAGAUGGCCCUCCGUGUGGGUGUGGUGAGGCGAGGUAA